Astyanax mexicanus (Mexican tetra) is the source of this 8868-nucleotide messenger RNA. RefSeq names its product ATPase plasma membrane Ca2+ transporting 3b (gene atp2b3b). NCBI's taxonomy places the organism in Eukaryota, Metazoa, Chordata, Actinopteri, Characiformes, Acestrorhamphidae. Gene Ontology annotation, cellular component: intracellular membrane-bounded organelle; membrane. The transcript is spliced from 23 exons. Gene Ontology annotation, biological process: calcium ion transmembrane transport; regulation of cytosolic calcium ion concentration. The record is from RefSeq and is a predicted model, not a curated record. The coding region runs from base 1090 to 5010 and encodes 1306 amino acids. Gene Ontology annotation, molecular function: ATP hydrolysis activity; ATP binding; P-type calcium transporter activity.
GCGCGCACGGCAGCCCGCGCGCACGCUGCGUCUGAGCGAGGGGGGCUCUCUCAUCACAUCGCAUCGAAAAGCCCAACUUUGAUUUUCACCUCCACGAAAUUUACCACGAAUUAUUUCUCCGCCACCUUACCCCCCUUCUCUGUUGGCUUUCUUUCUCUUAUUUUUUCCUUUCCUACUCUCUUUUUCUUCUUUUUUUUCCUUCGUCCUCCUCCUGAACCACCCCUCCCUUCCCUUUCCCGCUUCAUCCACCACACUCAUCCUCCUCACGCGAUGCCUUCAUCCCCCCUUUCUCCCCGCGCCGAGGAGCCCCAGCCCGAGCCCCAGCAGGCUGCAGCAGCCGCGGCGCUGCUGUAGGACUCCAGCAGCAUCCCCCCUCCCUCCGCCCCGCAACUCAGCGCCGCAACGCCGCUGCCCGCAGCCCCCGCUGGCCCGAGGAGCACAUGGCGACGGAGAGCAGGUGAUCGAGGUCGCACGUCGAGUCCGUUUUCUCCUGAGACAGAAUCCUCAAGAGCAGGAAUUGCUCCCCUUUUUAUAAUCACCCCCCUCCUCUGCUUCCUUUCCUCCCUGCCAUUCUCCUCCACCAACACCAACACCACCUCCAGCAACGCUGCGUCGAUGUCCUUGGAGCAUGGCCUGGCUUACACACUCACGACGCCACACUGUUCUCUCUAAACCCUGACCCCCGACCUGCACGCCCGGCUCGUAACACUUUGUUUGUGAUCCCCCGACUCCCUCCUUUAUCCCCGUCCCAGAUGGAUUGGAAGCGUUCCAAUCCCUCGUUCUGUUGACCCUCUGGCCGCGGGGGUAGAGUGGAGCGGGCAGGAUUUCUUAUUUCCCCCCCUCACAUUCAGCCAGAGUUUUGCCCCAGCCGUGCCCUCCUCUGAUGGAGAGUUAGUUAGUUAAGAGACGCAGGUGCAGCCGUGGGAGGGAGAGGAGAGGGUGCGAGCGACAGAGCCACAACACAAUAAACGACACAGGCAAUCCCCAGCGACUGAGACAGAGUCUCAGGGCAUUCCAUAGACCUGGACCAGGAGAAGACGCACAGGCGCGAGUAAAGCGGGCCGAGAAGAAGCCAAAACAGAUUCCAAAAUGUCCACGACAGCCACCAUGGGCGAGAUGGCGAACAGUGCGGUGGAGUUUUACCCCAAGCGGACGGGCAGCAGGGCAGAGGCCAACCACUCGGGCGACUUCGGGGUCAGUCUGGAUGAGCUGCGGUCUCUGAUGGAGCUGCGAGGAGCCGAGGCCCUGCAGAAGAUCCAGGAGAAUUACGGAGACACAGAGGGCCUCUGCCAGAGACUGAAGUCUUCCACCACAGAUGGUUUGUCUGAUAACCCAGCAGACCUGGAAAGGCGGGCGCAGGCGUUUGGUCAAAACUUCAUCCCCCCUAAGAAGCCCAAAACAUUCCUGCAGCUGGUAUGGGAGGCACUGCAGGACGUUACCCUCAUCAUCCUGGAGAUAGCAGCCAUCAUUUCCCUUGGCUUGUCAUUCUACCAGCCUCCGGGGGAGGAGAGUGAAGCCUGUGGGAAUGUGUCAGGAGGUGGGGAGGACGAAGGAGAGGCAGAGGCCGGCUGGAUUGAGGGUGCGGCCAUAUUGCUGUCGGUCAUCUGUGUGGUACUGGUGACGGCUUUCAACGACUGGAGUAAGGAGAAGCAGUUCCGCGGGCUGCAGAGCCGCAUCGAGCAGGAGCAGCGCUUUGCUGUGGUGCGCAACGGCAAUGUCAUCCAGAUCCCUGUGGCUGACAUGGUGGUGGGAGAUGUGGCCCAGGUCAAAUACGGUGACCUCCUGCCCACUGAUGGCAUCCUAAUUCAGGGGAAUGACCUGAAGAUAGACGAGAGCUCCCUCACUGGAGAGUCGGACCACGUGCGCAAGUCAGCGGACAAGGACCCCAUGCUUCUCUCUGGCACCCAUGUGAUGGAGGGAUCGGGUAGGAUGUUGGUGACGGCUGUCGGAGUGAAUUCUCAGUCUGGCAUCAUCUUCACUCUGCUGGGGGCUGGAGAGGGAGAGGAGGAGAAGAAAGAGAAGAAAGAAGAGAGUAGUUACUCACUCACUACUGAGGCCAAACAGAGCAGCAUCACCAAUGGCAAGCAGCCAGAGGCAGCAGUGGAGACCAAUCAGAAUAAAGCCAAGAAGCAGGAUGGCGCAGUCGCCAUGGAGAUGCAGCCGCUGAAGAGCGCGGAGGGGGGAGAGGUGGAGGAGAGGGAGAAGAAGAAAGCCAACGUGCCCAAGAAGGAGAAGUCCGUCCUGCAGGGCAAACUCACCAAACUGGCCGUUCAGAUCGGCAAAGCAGGUCUGGUGAUGUCGGCCAUCACAGUGAUCAUCUUGGUGCUGUACUUUGUGAUCGAGACCUUUGUGGUGCAGAGACGGACCUGGCUGACGGAGUGCACGCCCAUCUACGUGCAGUACUUCGUCAAGUUCUUCAUUAUCGGAGUCACCGUGCUGGUGGUUGCCGUGCCUGAGGGUCUCCCCCUAGCUGUCACCAUCUCUUUAGCCUACUCAGUGAAGAAAAUGAUGAAGGAUAAUAACCUGGUUCGUCACUUGGACGCUUGUGAAACCAUGGGAAAUGCCACUGCCAUUUGUUCGGAUAAGACUGGCACUCUGACCACCAACCGCAUGACCGUGGUGCAGGUACACUUGAACGACCAGCACUUCCGAGAGAUCCCCGAGCCCAGCCAGGUCAACCCCAACACCCUGGAGAUGGUAGUUAACGCCAUCGCUAUCAACAGCGCCUACACCUCCAAGAUAAUGCCUCCCGAUGUUGAAGGUGGUCUGCCUAAGCAGGUGGGAAAUAAGACUGAGUGUGGCUUGCUGGGCUUUGUGCUGGACCUGAAGCGAGAUUAUGCACCUGUUCGUGAGCAGAUCCCUGAAGAGAAGCUCUAUAAGGUCUACACCUUCAACUCCGUUCGCAAGUCCAUGAGCACUGUGGUUCAGCUGCCAGACGGCAGCUUCCGCCUCUACAGCAAAGGAGCCUCCGAAAUCCUCCUGAAGAAAUGUUCAUCCAUCCUAGGUGCAGGUGGUGAGACGCGGAGCUUCAGGCCACGGGACAGGGAUGAGAUGGUGAAGAAGGUGAUUGAGCCCAUGGCAUGUGAGGGUCUGCGUACCAUCUGUAUCGCUUACCGCGACCUGCCCGGAGACCCCGAACCUGAAUGGGAAAAUGAGGCUGACAUUGUUACUGACCUUACCUGCAUCUGUGUCGUGGGUAUCGAGGAUCCUGUGAGGCCUGAGGUCCCUGAAGCCAUCCGGAAGUGUCAGAGGGCAGGCAUCACUGUGCGCAUGGUCACUGGAGACAACAUCAACACAGCACGCGCCAUCGCAGCUAAGUGCGGCAUCAUCCAGCCCGGCGAUGACUUCCUCUGUCUAGAGGGCAAGGACUUUAACCGGCGAAUCAGGAACGAGAAAGGAGAGAUCGAGCAGGAAAGGAUUGAUAAGAUCUGGCCUAAACUGAGAGUUCUGGCUCGUUCCUCACCCACAGACAAGCAUACUCUGGUUAAAGGCAUCAUCGACAGCACUGUGUUGGAGCAGAGGCAGGUGGUGGCUGUGACAGGUGAUGGCACGAAUGAUGGACCAGCUCUGAAGAAAGCAGAUGUGGGCUUUGCCAUGGGCAUAGCUGGUACUGAUGUAGCUAAAGAGGCCUCCGACAUCAUCCUGACUGAUGAUAAUUUCUCCAGCAUUGUGAAGGCAGUCAUGUGGGGGCGGAAUGUCUAUGACAGCAUUUCGAAAUUCCUGCAGUUUCAGCUAACUGUCAAUGUAGUGGCCGUCAUCGUGGCCUUCACUGGAGCCUGUAUCACACAGGACUCUCCUCUGAAAGCCGUUCAGAUGUUAUGGGUUAACCUCAUCAUGGAUACGUUUGCAUCUCUUGCCCUGGCCACCGAACCGCCCACUGAAGCUCUGCUGCUGAGAAAACCCUAUGGCCGCAACAACCCCCUCAUCUCCCUCACCAUGAUGAAGAACAUCCUGGGCCAUGGAGUCUAUCAACUUGUCAUCAUUUUCACCUUGUUGUUUGUUGGAGAGAAGAUCUUUAACAUCGACAGCGGCCGCAAUGCUCCACUGCACUCGCCUCCCUCCGAGCACUACACCAUCAUCUUCAACACCUUCGUCCUCAUGCAACUGUUCAACGAGAUCAACGCCCGCAAAAUCCAUGGAGAGAGGAACGUCUUUGACGGCAUCUUCUCUAACCCCAUCUUCUGCAGUAUCGUGCUGGGCACUUUCGGAGUUCAGAUCGUGAUUGUGCAGUUUGGGGGAAAGCCCUUCAGCUGUGCCCCCCUCAACAUGGAGCAGUGGCUGUGGUGCCUGUUUGUGGGAGUGGGAGAGCUCCUGUGGGGCCAGGUCAUCGCCACAGUGCCCACCAGCCAUCUGAAGUGUCUGAAGGAGGCGGGCACGGGGCCGGGCACUGAUGAGAUGACUGAGGACGAGCUGGCCGAGGAUGAAGAAGAGAUAGACCACGCUGAGAGAGAGCUGCGCAGGGGCCAGAUCCUCUGGUUCAGAGGCCUCAACCGCAUCCAGACUCAGAUGGAGGUAGUGAGUACAUUCAAGAGAAGUGGUUCGUUUCAGGGUGCAGUGCGACGGCGCUCGUCUGUGCUCAGCCAGCUCCAUGACAUGCGGGUGGUGAAAGCGUUCCGUAGCUCGCUCUACGAUGGCAUCGAGAAGCCCGAGUCCAGGAACUCCAUCCACAACUUCAUGGCGCACCCUGAGUUUCUCAUCAACGACUUCAUCCACAACAUCCCGCUGAUCGACGACACGGAUAUCGACGACGAAUCGGAACUGUCCAAGCACAACCACCACUACCAACAACACUACGUGCACCCGGCUCUCCGCAAACCCCCACCUCCUCCCACAGUUCGCCAACAUCCUCGCCCCUACCGCCAAUACAGCCUGCCCGCCACGCCCAACCGCAACAACAACGCCAUUGAGAGCAACGUCCACCACCUGACCCGACCCACAGACCACAUCGGACACUGGACCUCCUUUCCCAGACAGCCGUGCCCCCUCCUCAGCCUGGAGACUUCGUUAUGACUGCCUGUCCAGGGGCCCUGGAGGAAGGCCACCUAAGGGACUCUGAGGAUACAGAAACGUAAGAUGGUGGGUGGGGUGGGGGGGCUCCAGUGGACACAGCAGUUAAGAGUGCUUCUACCCCAACUAUUCAGAAAAAACACAGACCACCAAGUCCACCCAAUCACCAUCAUUCACCCUCACCACCACCACCGUCCACCAAAGUACACCUACGUCUUUAGAGGCCCACAGACACCCACUUCCUCUCACUGUGUAGAGGGGAGGCCAGUGUGCUGUGUGUCUGUGGGGACCAAGAGCAGGCCCCGGAAGGUGAGGAACGCAAUCCCCAUUCGGGACAGGUUGGGAUUGGGGGAGAGGGUGGUAGGGGUUGCGGAGUGUGGGGAGUCAUUUCAGAUGGGACUUUUAACGGUAAAAUCCACGCUUGUGACUUUUGACUCUCCAGAGUGGAAAAAAAGGCAUUCUGAGCUCCCCCAGGCGGAGUAGGGGUCCAGAUCACUCCACUUUUUAUUGAUGUUAUUAACAUCAUUAUUAUUAGUCUCAUAACUACGACCUUAUUAUUCUGACCGUCAUCGUUAGUGCUCGGAUUAUCACCAUCCUGUUUGGACAUGCGACUUUUAUUACUCUAUAACUGAUGCUUUAUGGAUUAGCUUUAACAACAUUAUUUAUUGGACUUUUUUUUAAAUAUUUAUUCAUUCAUUGAAUUAUUUAUUUAGAGUCUAUUUAUUUAUUUAUUUAUUUAUUUCGUCAUCUGCUCUGCAACAUUUUUUUACACUCUCGCUUUGUCUAUUUCUCUCUUUGUGUGUGUAUGUGUUGUGUAUGUCCUGAAAAUAGAAAAGAAAUAACAAAAAUAAGUACUAACAAAAACAAAGUUACAGUAAAAUUUAAAGUAAUUAAAUUAUAAUGCGUCUGCAAAUAGCAAAAUGAAAAAAAAAAAAAGAUUUAUUCAUCCAUUAGAUCAAACUGCAUUUAUCAAAACUUUUUUUUUUUUUUGCAAAAAAUAUUUAAGAGAAACAUUAUUCUUGAUGCCUGUUGUUUGAGUCAGUCGAUAAACUCUCACUGGAAGUACGGUUUGUUUCAACAAAAAAAAUACAUUCUUAUUAUUUUACACUUUUUAUUUAAAAACAUCCUAAUAUGUUGCGUGAAAUAUGCUACAGGGUAGAAGAUUUGGGCAAUCCACCUUUUCACAGACUUUUCCACUGAUAUGUGACAGCUGGCUCUGAUGACUUUGCAUCAUAUCAGUUCAUGCCCUUUGGGUCAUCUCAGUGAUGGCAUCGGCUGAUUUACCACGGCUAAAACUGAAUGUGGAUCUGCCCGGUCUCAGAUUUCCAUCGCAUUAUCAGGACUGUUAAUUUCGUUUUCGUUCGCCAUGGUUUGCGUAUCACGCCAACAGAAAUGCAUUUACCCUUUAAAGCAUUGUGAAAAAGUAUGAUCCUCUCAUUAUCAUAUACAUACUUGCUGGCCCUUUAAAUCCAUUCAUCGUCACUCUUUCAUUUGGAUGUCAUCAUUAUUAUUAUUAUUUUGGUUUGUUCUGAGCUCAUGGAGCAGUGAUAAAUGUUUGUGAAGUCAAACAUCUGACUACAGACUGUGGUUUCAGGGUCUGAACCAGGACAGAAAACCCCCAUAUUCUUAUACUGCCACUAUAACUCUCAUCAUGUGACUAAUAUCAAAGAAACCAAGGAUGGACAAUCUGUGAGACUGGCAUGGCUUUUUAUGUUUUUUGCACAUUUUCAGGGCUCACUGGUUCAGACAAACAGUUUAAAGGUGAAGGACCCCUGUGGUCACCAGUGGACUUUGACAAAAUGCAAAUGAACCCUGUUUUGGUUUGGAUAUGGGUGUGUUUUGGUAUCGGGAACACUGGGAUACCAAAAAACUAGUCGAGACACAUGCUGCCCAGAGCGGCAUGGUGCCCGCGCCAUACCGCAACAUGCAUGAUGUACCAUGACACAUUCUAGAACACUAGAUUCGAGUACAUUCCAUUACCACGCCAUGGGUCUCGGUACCAUAGGGGAUGGCAUCCUCUUACACCCCAUUUAGAUUCUGGGUUGGUACAGCCGAGAUCAUAUUGCUAUCUAGUCAAUGCAUUGCAAUGCAAUACAAUCACCUGGGGAAUGGGACCGGCACUUAUGCAACAGACUGCCCUGUCCACAGCUCUGUGAAAUAAGCUUGAUAAACAUGUACAUAGGGCUCUCAAAAAUCCUUUAUCUGUAUAGAAUACUUUUCUAGAGUGCACAGUUAUCAGAGACUGGCAAAUGUCGAAAGCAUAUAAUGCAAGCAUGAACAUCGGUGGAUCAUGUCAUUGCAUUGCUCCGUGGUGUCUGUGCAGAGCAUGUGUUGAUAAUCAUAGCGUACCUCACUGUCAUUGUUUGACUUCACCUUCGUCUAAUGGAUGGUCCAUUUCUUCACUGGCUUUCACUGUGUCUCUUCAGCAGUAGGUGGACAUAACAUUUCUCCUUACGGUCAUUGACGUGCUGUUGCCUGCAAACGUUCUCCUCCAGUUCCUGAGCCCUUUUUCUCACUCUUGGAUUCGAGUGGUCACUCCAUUGCCACUCUUACUACUUCUUAUAUGUCGGCGUAAACACUUACUAAAACCGUUGGCUUGUCCAGCUGUGAUCAGGAACUUUAAAGCUGAGGGACGUUCGAGGUUCAGAAUCUCCCGUCGAGGACCAAGAAGGAGAACUUUAGAAUGUGGAUCGGUAACACUAGAUUCCUCCACCCAUUUAAAGCACUACAUAGAUAAAGGAUUACCUUUUAUGUGUCCAAGCCAUUGAAAAGGGCCAUGUUGCUCACACAGUCCCAGUAGAGUCUCACGUACUGAGAGCUCUGGUAGGUUUUGGGUGAUCGUGGAACCCUUUCAGUGCAGUGACACUGAGUAAACUUGCUAACAUCACAGCCAAUGAGGGAAGAAACGUUGACUAAACUUAUUCAACCCAUAACUAUGAUAUAUCUUCACCUCUAUCUUCUAAUCCUAAAGCUUAACUGUUAACAGUAGUCUUCAAAGCUAUACUUGUCUCUGGAUGAUUUCAAACCCAAGUAUCUGCGUUGUAGCCCCCCUCAAUCUCAUUGAACUCCCCACACAGGGAUGAAAUAUAUAAUGGCAUACGUACGGUAUCCCUCCUCUCCACUUCAGCUAUCAGCAGCUUCACCAAGGCUCAAAAUCCUGAUAGAGUUGAAGGUAUGUAUACAGAAAAACAAAUAAUCCAAAAAAAAAAAUACAAAUAAGUCCAUCAUCUGCCUUUUGUUCCAUUUCGUUGUAGGAAAUUCACUCAAGGUAAGGUGAAAAACUUCAAAAUGUGAAAAGAGUAUAUAAUAUAAUAUAUUUAAUAUAAAAGUUAUAAAAUAUUGUACAACUGCACCACCGCUGUACAUUUUUGCCAAAAUGUGCACAUGUGCAUCUUUUGUUUACAAUUUAAGCACUUUUUUUUUUCUUCUUCUGUCUCCUCCUCUUUUUUUCUCUUUUUUGCUUUUUUUGUAAAGAAUUGAAAUUAAACAUCUUGUACAUUAUUAUAAUUAUUAUUAUGAUUAUAUGACUAUAAUUAUUGUUUUUUCCAGCAGUGCUCUUUUAACUGUUGGAAAAAAACAGACAGUUGCACAUUCUCCUGAGCAUACUCUUACUGCGCUACAAUGAAUAAAAAAAGACAAAAAAAAGAAGAGAAAAAAAAAUCCAAACUAUUAAAUAUAUUAAUAAUUACCUGCCUGUUACUUAAGAGAAAAAAGUAUCUAUAUAUGAUGAAAGAACACACCUGUAUACUGUAGACUAAUCUGUAUGGCAAUCUAAGAAUUUACUGGGAAAAUAAGUCAACACUUUUUGUCUGUAUAAAAAAACAAUCAAAGUAUUCUACAAUAAUAACUUUGACCAGUGUC